Messenger RNA from Ochotona curzoniae (black-lipped pika), 1752 nucleotides. RefSeq names its product thyroid hormone receptor beta (gene THRB). NCBI's taxonomy places the organism in Eukaryota, Metazoa, Chordata, Mammalia, Lagomorpha, Ochotonidae. Gene Ontology annotation, molecular function: RNA polymerase II cis-regulatory region sequence-specific DNA binding; zinc ion binding; nuclear receptor activity. The coding region runs from base 170 to 1600 and encodes 476 amino acids. Gene Ontology annotation, biological process: positive regulation of transcription by RNA polymerase II; negative regulation of transcription by RNA polymerase II; retinoic acid receptor signaling pathway. The record is from RefSeq and is a predicted model, not a curated record. The transcript has 7 exons.
GCCGGCUGGGUUGCAGUGUGGGGUGGUGUUUGUGUGUCCUCCCCUCUGUUUCAUGUGUAUGGAUGUAUGCUUCUGAGUGUAUAUGCCUGGCUCAUAGGGGGCCUGGAGUUCUGCCUGCAUGCAUAGAAGGUGCAUAUAUGUAAAGUAGAAACUGAACCAGGGUACCAAAAUGAACUCCUGUAUGCAAGAAAUAUAUGAAGUGCACCCAGCUGCCAGCAGCAAUCGCUCCAUGCAACUCUCUGAUUCCUACGCGUGUUUGGAAGACAGUCCAGGUUCCAAUAGCUGUGGAGCAGUGGCUGUGCCCAGCCACAGUAUAUAUAUGGAGCAGGCCUGGGCACUGAACCAGCCUUAUACCUGUAGUUACCCUGGAAACAUGUUUAAAAGCAAGGACUCUGACUUGGACAUGGCCCUGAAUCAGUACGGCCAGCCUGAAUAUUUCACUGAAGAAAAGCCUACUUUUCCUCAAGGGCGGUCACCAUCGUACUCUCAGAGAAAAGGGUACAUCCCCAGUUAUUUGGACAAGGAUGAGCUCUGUGUGGUGUGUGGUGACAAAGCGACUGGUUAUCACUACCGCUGCAUCACAUGUGAAGGCUGCAAGGGUUUCUUUAGAAGAACCAUUCAGAAAAAUCUCCAUCCAUCCUACUCCUGUAAAUAUGAAGGAAAAUGUGUCAUAGACAAAGUCACGCGGAAUCAGUGCCAGGAGUGUCGCUUUAAGAAGUGCAUAUAUGUUGGCAUGGCAACAGAUUUGGUACUUGAUGACAGCAAGAGGCUGGCCAAGAGGAAGCUGAUAGAAGAGAAUCGGGAGAAGAGGCGGCGGGAGGAGCUGCAGAAGUCCAUUGGGCACAAGCCGGAGCCCACCGAUGAGGAAUGGGACCUCAUCAAGACAGUCACCGAAGCCCACGUGGCCACCAAUGCCCAAGGCAGCCACUGGAAGCAGAAACGGAAAUUUCUGCCAGAAGAUAUUGGACAAGCACCAAUAGUAAACGCCCCGGAAGGUGGAAAGGUCGACUUGGAAGCCUUCAGCCAUUUUACAAAAAUCAUCACACCAGCAAUCACCAGAGUGGUGGAUUUUGCCAAAAAGUUGCCUAUGUUCUGUGAGCUGCCAUGUGAAGACCAGAUCAUCCUCCUCAAAGGCUGCUGCAUGGAGAUCAUGUCCCUUCGUGCGGCUGUACGCUAUGACCCCGAGAGUGAGACUUUGACCUUGAAUGGGGAAAUGGCAGUGACACGGGGCCAGCUGAAAAACGGGGGUCUUGGCGUGGUGUCGGAUGCCAUCUUUGACCUGGGCAUGUCUCUGUCUUCUUUCAACCUGGAUGACACGGAAGUAGCCCUCCUUCAGGCCGUCCUGCUGAUGUCCUCAGAUCGCCCAGGGCUUGCCUGUGUUGAGAGAAUAGAAAAAUACCAAGACAGCUUCCUGUUGGCCUUUGAACACUAUAUCAAUUACCGAAAGCACCACGUGACACACUUUUGGCCAAAACUCCUAAUGAAGGUGACAGACCUGCGGAUGAUUGGCGCCUGCCAUGCCAGCCGCUUCCUGCACAUGAAGGUGGAAUGCCCCACGGAGCUCUUCCCUCCUUUGUUCUUGGAAGUGUUCGAGGAUUAGACAGACUGGAUUUAUUCUUAAAAUUCCCACAGCACUACUGGGUGUCAUUCCAUUCCAUUGCCUAGAAAUUUUCUGUUUGUUUCUUCUUGUCUUCAUGUUGGGAAGAACUUUGGGGGGAUAAAGGGAGCGAGUCCUUGGCAUAGACAUGGAUG